UAAUGACGUAGGCGGCGUAGUAGAAUGAAUGAGCCGGGAGAGUCGGCUCAGAAACAGUCAAGGCACUGAGCGAGACACCAUGCUGCUGUGAAGUAGCGAUCUUUUCUUCUGACACUGACAAAUAUUACGAUAUCGAGAAAAAUAUAUAUAUAUUUCGUUGUCUUGAAAGAAUAAUGGCACGAGGAGAGGGCCCCGAGCAGUACUCGGCGACGAGUUUACUAUCAGUCAAACCCAUAAAUACAGAGAUCAAGAAAGCAAAGCCAAAGCACCUGAGAAAUCGUAUGUCUGUGUGGAGCAAACUGUGCUAUGCCAUCGGGGGGGCUCCCUACCAGAUCACAGGCAGCGCUCUGGGCUUCUUCCUCCAGAUCUACCUGCUGGAUGUGGCUCAGCUCGAUCCCUCCCAUGCCUCUAUCAUCCUAUUUGUUGGCCGGGCCUGGGACGCUGUCACAGACCCAACAGUAGGUUUCCUGGUGAGCCGGAGUAGAUGGACCAGCGUUGGCCGCAUGAUGCCCUGGAUCCUUUGCUCUACUCCGUUUGCAGUGCUGACUUACUUCCUGAUCUGGUACGUGCCGCCUUUUGAACAAGGGAAGGUCGUCUGGUACCUGAUCUUUUACUGCCUCUUCCAGUCAAUGCAGACGUGCUUCCAUGUGCCAUAUUCAGCCCUCACCAUGUUUAUCAGCAACGACCAGAAAGAGAGGGACUCAGCCACAGCUUAUCGUAUGAUGGUGGAGGUGCUGGGCACAGUUCUGGGCACCGCAAUCCAGGGACAGAUAGUAGGUGGCGCCACAGAUUGUCCCACUGAGCCUGAUGUCCCCGAUAGCAGUAACUCAACCAAAAUCAACAUGUCCAGAGUUGCACUGGAUGAGACGAAACAAGCUUACUUGAUUGCUUCAGGGGUCAUCUGCAUCAUCUACGUCCUCUGUGCCACUAUUUUGUUUUUUGGUGUGAAGGAGCAAAAAGAGAGCGGGCGAAAAAGAUCCCAGCUCCUCACCUUCCGCCAGGGCCUGUGGCUGGUGAUAAGUCACGGGCCAUACAUCAAACUGGUCAUCGGCUUCCUCUUCACCUCUCUGGCCUUCAUGCUACUGGAGGGAAACUUUGCUCUUUUCAUCACCUACGCUCUUGGCCACAGGAAGGACUUCCAGAAUAUUCUCCUGGUCAUCAUGCUGUCUGGGACUCUGACCAUCCCGUGGUGGCAAUGGUUUCUGAGCCGGUUUGGGAAGAAGACGGCAGUUUACUUCGGCAUCUCGUGGGCAGUACCCUUCAUGAUCCUGAUCAUCUGCGUCAAGAGCAACCUGAUCAUUUCUUACUUGGUCUCAGUGGCAGCCGGUGUGAGCGUGGCGGCAGCUUUCCUCCUGCCUUGGUCAAUGCUUCCCGAUGUAGUGGAUGACUUCAAGGUUAACAACCCAGACAUCCAUGGCCACGAAGCCAUCUUCUACUCCUUUUAUGUGUUCUUCAUCAAGUUUGCCUCUGGAGUAUCCCUGGGUGUCUCUACGCUCAGUUUGAAAUUUGCCGGCUAUGUCACUGGGAGCUGCUCACAACCUGAGGCGGUCAGUUUAACCCUGAAGGUGCUGGUCUCUCCUGUGCCUGUGGUUCUUAUUGCUGUGGGACUGUUGAUAUUGAAGACCUACCCUAUUGAUGAGGAAAGGAGGCAGGUCAACCGAAAACUACUGCAGGAGAUGCUAGACUCUGAAGCUGAUUCUGAGUCUGAAACUUCAGCGCUUGGGAGCGACGUGUAGAGUCGGAGGACGAGCCAACCACCACUGCUGCUUUACAUGUUUGCCCAGGCUGUUGAGGGACAUGACCACCAACUAUCUGGAUAAACAGAGGAGGGACCACAGACUGCCACUGCUGCCCACACACCAUCAGCAUUAACUGGCUCCCUCCAGUGGAUCACACAGGUUUACGUCGCCCUCUAGUGGCCGGCCAGUGUUAUGUUGUGUGUGUGCGAUUCAAGUAUUUUCUAUUGUUUUUUUAAUCUCCAACUGUGUCCCAAUUAAACUGCAUCUACUGAAACUAAAAAGCAUACACAAUUUUCAAAUCUCCACAGUGUAUCACUUUGUCAGGUAGUGCCCGGGGUUAGCCUUUGUUCUUCUUGCUUUCACCUCUCAAUAUUCUUGGAAAGGUUUUCUUUCAUUGUUUAGCUGAAACACAGCACAGGGAUCUAUCCAUAUUUUAACCUAAAUGGGUAUCCACUACUGAACUGGACAGCAAAACCUGAUCACCUCAUCAUUUAAACGGAGAUAAAACAUCUUUUAGUUCAACUGCAGCUCCCAUAAGAGCUGUAGUCAUUUUUAUCUUGGUAUCAUGAGUUGUUCCUGUAGCUGUCUACAAUGUUACUUACCUUGACUAGUUAUUAGCAGCUCCUCCAUUUCUUUUGUGCAUUGCAUUGUGGGACAAUGGUAUUCAUCAACUCUACUAUUUUUACACUCCUCCAGUGAAUGCACUACAUACUGAAAACCUGGUUAAAAUCUGUUGGAAUUGGGACAGAGUUUGUGAUUUUUGUGGUAUUGUUUAUGAAGUAUUUAUUGGUUGGUUUACAAGAUCAGACCUUCACUCAUGCAGACUGGAGUGUGAUGUUACCUUUAAUGUUUACCAUGUCUUCGUCAGGCAUGUUUGGUUUUCCAUUCAGACAGUGCUCUGAAGUAAAUAUACAGUAUCAGCCCUUAUUUAUAAAGGGCAUACCAGCACCAUUUCUCUAAUUAGAGUUGUAUGGAGUUGUGCUACAAUUUCUACUUUUCAUUAGAUGUUGUUGCCUAUAGAGCACAUCAUAAAAGGCAAAAACUUUAAGUGUACUUGAAUCUUCUGAAGGGGAAAUGGCACCUCAUGUUAAGAUAUACUGUAUAAAGGCUGAAUCACUGCCUUACACACACGUCUUGUAUGAUUAGUUGUGAUGAGAUUUUCUGUUGAACUUAUUUGUUUAGUGUUCUUUUUGCAACCAAGAAGGGUUUCCCAUCACACCUUUUUUUUUCUCUAACAUUUCAGCCAAUCUCCAUGAAGCUUAAUAGACAUUUCUGAAUGUGCUUUCACAGCAAAGUCAACUCCAGUAUGAAGUAAUUUCAUCUAGCAUGCACUCACUUCCCAAGAGAAGAAAAAAGCUUUAUUUAACUAUUUAUUUAAACAAACAAUCUAAGGGAUUAUAAUUUCUUAUGAAAGUACAUGUAUAAUUUAUUAAGUGAACGGCUAUUGAUGUAUAUGUGAUAUGUGACUUAAGUCAAAUGUUUGAAAACAACAAAAUAGUGUAUUUUUUCUUUUUCUAAGAAAUUAAAAUAUCACAAGGUGCUGUAAUGUGAUUAAUGAGCUGCCUUAAAAAUAUUGUGAUUCUCAAACAGCAGCCCAAACCCAGCUUUUCUAUUAUAAGGUAUGCAGGAGACAUUUGUCCUCACUUUAGAUGCCUUGAUUUAACGUCACAUGAUCUUAUAUCCUUAUUGGUUAAGUUAUUAAGGUUUAAAAAAAAAAACUUUAAAACUUCAUAUAUUCUUACAUAGUUUUCCUUUUUAGGGUUUUGAAAUUGCACUGAAUGAACCUAAUGAAACCCAUUACAUCUCUCCUUGGUGUUUAUAUGCUGCUGUAUGUAUAAUAUGUAAAUACUUUUCUAAGUUUGACCUUGAUGAGCAAUAUGUAAGUCAGUGAAGAGAUGAAUUCAUGUGCUGUAAAUUUGCAAUCUUAAGUCUGCGAAUAAAGUUUGCCAAAACCUGUGA
Siniperca chuatsi (mandarin fish) is the source of this 3698-nucleotide messenger RNA. RefSeq names its product sodium-dependent lysophosphatidylcholine symporter 1-B-like. Gene Ontology annotation, cellular component: membrane. The coding region runs from base 174 to 1736 and encodes 520 amino acids. Gene Ontology annotation, molecular function: lysophospholipid:sodium symporter activity. The record is from RefSeq and is a predicted model, not a curated record. Gene Ontology annotation, biological process: carbohydrate transport. Lineage: Eukaryota; Metazoa; Chordata; Actinopteri; Centrarchiformes; Sinipercidae. The transcript has 14 exons.